Culicoides brevitarsis is the source of this 1382-nucleotide messenger RNA. Its product is annotated as keratin, type I cytoskeletal 9-like. The record is from RefSeq and is a predicted model, not a curated record. NCBI's taxonomy places the organism in Eukaryota, Metazoa, Arthropoda, Insecta, Diptera, Ceratopogonidae. The transcript has 2 exons. Bases 630 to 1382 code for a protein of 250 amino acids.
ACUUCUCCGAAGACAUUCUAAUAAAUUUGUGAUAAAAUAAUAGUUUUUGAUGAUGAAGUCAGCUGUGAUUCUUGGUUGUUUGUUCUUAGUUGGCAUUGAAGCUGUAGCUUACGAUUGGAAGACGCCGGAGGGAUGUUCAUGUAGUUGCCCUGCUUCAUAUAACGGACCAUAUCCUCCUCCAUCUUCGUUUAACAAUCAACGUGAACCUUGGUUAACUGGUUAUAACAACUUCAAUCCAUACAACUCAGAUCCGUAUUUCCAAUAUGAUCGUGCUGCUGUAGGAGUUUAUCCAUAUCAAAGUAAUCGUUAUGACCUUCAUGGAUGGAACAGAAAUCAUCAAUUUCAGAAUCGUCAAGGAGCUUGGAACAAAAAUUACGCUUCUUAUCCCGGAUUUGUUGGAGUUAAUGAUUUAAGAGCAGCAGUUGCUGUGAAAAAUGAUGAAAAGUCAAUGAAUGAAGCUUCAACAACUCCUGCUUAUAGUUACUAUGAGGAAAAAGUUCAAGAUGAACAAGCUAAACCUGCUGAAGUUGCUCGAGUUGAUGAAUAUUCAGUAGAUGUGAAUCCUGUAGGAGAUUCAGGAUUGACAUCUCCUGUACAAGAAACUGUCGAAGAGCAAAAAAGUUCAACUCAUGAUUCAGGUUCAAAUCAUGAUUCAAAUUCAAAUCAUGAUUCAAAUUCAAAUCAUGAUUCAAAUUCAAAUCAUGAUAAUGUUCAAGAUUCACAAAACUAUGGGCAAAGUACAGAAACCUCUCAUAACUUACGAUUAUGAAGCUUCUCGUCAAGAAAGAGAAUCAGAAGAUACCAAAGAUGGCGAAGUUUCAUCACGUUUUGGAGGUCAAGGAGGUUCAGGAGUAGGUUCAAGUGUUGGAGGCGGAUCUUCAUUUGGUUUGAACUUCGGAAGCGGAUUCUCAUCAGGAGUUGGAGCUCAUUCAGGAUCGUCUGUAGGUUCAGGUUCAAGUUUUGGAUCUUCAGGAUCUCAUUCUGGAGGAUCUCGUGAUCAUCAUGGAUCUUCAGGAUCUUCUUUUGGAUCUCAUGAUCGUCAUAAUUCAGGAUCAAAUUUCGGAUCUGAGAAUCACGGAAGUUCAUCAUCAUCAGGAAGAGGCUUUUACUCCGGAAGUCACAAAGAUCACUCUCAUGAUCAUCACGAUUCCUCCUUUUCCAAUAAAGGAUCAAAUUUUGGUUCUUCCGGAAGUCGAUCUCAUUCUGAAGGAUCUUCUUUCGGAUCACGCGAUCGUCAAGAUUCAAGUUUCUCCUCAGGAAGUUCGAGUUCAGCAGGCGCCGGAACAGGUUUCGGAAGCAAUCUCGGUUUUGGCGGGAAUUUUGGUUUUGGCGCGGGAAGUCAAGGGGGCGCUGGAGUCGGCGGACAUGCAAAAGGCCAUUAA